Calidris pugnax (ruff) is the source of this 1051-nucleotide messenger RNA. RefSeq names its product ras-related protein Rab-17-like. NCBI's taxonomy places the organism in Eukaryota, Metazoa, Chordata, Aves, Charadriiformes, Scolopacidae. The coding region runs from base 10 to 651 and encodes 213 amino acids. Gene Ontology annotation, molecular function: GTP binding; GTPase activity. The record is from RefSeq and is a predicted model, not a curated record. The transcript has 5 exons.
UUGCAGAGCAUGGCACAGAAAGCAGUUCCGGAGACCUCCUCGGAGGGAAUUCAUCCCACCUACAUGCACAAGGUGGUUCUCCUGGGGAGCACAUCAGUGGGCAAAUCGAGCCUGGCCUACCGAUACGUGAGAAAUGACUUCAAGGAGUCGCUGCCCACCGUGGGAUGCUCCUUCUUCAUGCAGACGCUCAACCUGGAGGUAGCCACCAUCAAGCUUGAGAUCUGGGACACAGCAGGCCAGGAGAAGUACCACAGCGUCUGCCACCUCUACUACCGGGGUGCCCACGCUGCUCUCCUCGUUUACGACAUCACUAAGAAGGAAACACUCAACAGAGCAAAGCUGUGGCUGAGGGACCUGGAGAAGGAAUUCCUUCCGGAUGAAAUUGUCAUUGCCUUGGUGGGCAACAAGAUGGACCUUGCUGCUGAGCGAGAAGUUGCCACCGAGGAGGGGGAAGAGUUUGCAAGGACCAAAGGCCUUCUGUUCAUGGAGACGUCUGCAAAAUCCAACCACCAAGUAAAUGAUAUCUUUAUGGCCAUAGCCCAAGAGCUCCUGCAGCGGGAACAAAAGAAGGCAUCUGCCUCAUCCCCGCAUGGGAGGUCAACAGUUGACCUGGGGGAGAGCGGGGUGAAGAGGAGGUGCUGCCAGUUCUGAGGAUGGACAGCUGUGGACCUCAGGCUGCACUGCCAGCAGUGGCUGGAUGAGGUUUCCAAGAGGAUCAACGACAAUGUUGGGAGAUGCAGAACUACAGGGGCAGCUCAGCCCAACCACUCUCCUCCUCAGAGGAAGGUCAGAGCCUGUCCUAGGGACACAGGACCUCUUCAAUUCUCCAGGAGGUAAAGCCUGGGGGGCUUCUUCCACCAACUUUCUGCUACCAGAGAGGAGCAUGACACUCUGGUACUCCUGCCACCAGCCCUGACUGGUGACACACCCUGCCCCAGCUGCCUGUCAGCUCCUCUGUGUCCCUUCCCAUCCAAAAAGGGAGGGGUUAACAUUUUGGAGUGAAGCAGGUGCAUCCUGGUGGCUUUUAUCCCCAGGCUGCAAAUAAAGAGAA